AUGUCUGUCCUCGCGUGCUCCUCCACUCGGCCAGCUGCCACGCCGUGCGUGGCUGGGGUCCAACCCCGUGCAAAGCCCAGCCGGGCGGGUCCCAUUACCGCUAGCCUGCGCGUGGUCACCCCCGCAUUCCGCCGUGCCGACAAUGUGCAGCUGCGAUCAGUGCGAUCCAGCGCCGCGCCCCAGGGGCGCACCCUUGGGGCCACUGUGGAGGCCAAGAACGUCGCCCUGCUGGGAGCGGCCGGCGGCAUCGGACAGCCCCUGGCCCUCCUGCUCAAGCUGAACCCCCAGAUCACCGAGCUGCGUCUUUACGAUAUUGCCAAUGUCAAGGGAGUGGCGGCGGACCUUUCCCACAUCAACACCAGCGUCAAGGUGGUGACCAUGGGGUGGCAGAGCGGGGUGUCUGGUCACACGGGCCCUGACGAGCUGGGCGCUGCCCUGACCGGCGCGGACCUGGUCAUCAUCCCCGCCGGCGUGCCACGCAAGCCCGGCAUGACCCGCGACGACCUGUUCAACAUCAAUGCCGGCAUCGUCAAGACGCUGGCGACGGGCGUGGCCCAGCACGCCCCUGGCGCCAUCCUGAACAUCAUCUCCAACCCGGUGAACUCCACCGUGCCCAUCGCGGCCGAGACGCUGAAGGCCGCCGGCGUGUACGACAAGCGCAAGGUGCUGGGCGUGACCACGCUGGAUGUGGUCCGCGCGGAGACCUUUGUCGCGGAGGCCAAGGGCCUGGACGUCGUUGACGUCCAGGUGCCCGUCAUCGGUGGGCACGCCGGCGAGACCAUCCUGCCCCUGCUGUCCCAGGCGGAGGCGGCAGCCCUCACGCAGCGGAUACAGAAUGCGGGCACCGAGGUGGUGGAGGCCAAGGCUGGAGCCGGGUCAGCCACCCUUUCCAUGGCAUAUGCCGCUGCACGCUUUGCGGAGUCUGUGCUGCUGGCGCUGAACGGCGAAAAGGAUGUUGUUGAGUGCACAUUUGUGGAGUCUGACGUCCACCCUGACUUCAAGUUUUUUGCCAGCAAGGUCGUGCUGGGCCCCAAUGGCGUCGAGGACUUCCUGCCGCUCGGCGAGCUCUCACCUGCUGAGCAGGCCGGUCUGGACGGCAUGAACGAGCUGCUGACCAAGAACAUCAAGACUGGCAUCGAGUUUGCGAACAAGGCUUGA
Molecule: messenger RNA, 1158 nt
Organism: Auxenochlorella protothecoides
Lineage: Eukaryota; Viridiplantae; Chlorophyta; Trebouxiophyceae; Chlorellales; Chlorellaceae
Product: Malate dehydrogenase, mitochondrial
Exons: 5
Coding region: 1-1158 (385 amino acids)
Biological process (GO): tricarboxylic acid cycle; malate metabolic process
Cellular component (GO): mitochondrion; cytoplasm
Molecular function (GO): L-malate dehydrogenase (NAD+) activity
Source: RefSeq, a predicted model, not a curated record